Molecule: messenger RNA, 2293 nt
Organism: Aphanomyces astaci
Lineage: Eukaryota; Oomycota; Saprolegniomycetes; Saprolegniales; Verrucalvaceae
Exons: 5
Source: RefSeq, a predicted model, not a curated record
AGAUGUUGCAGUCGUUUGUACGAGACUUUGAGGCAAGGUUGGAGAUGCUGGAAACACGUGUGGCUUCGAACCAUUCCCUUCAAUCCAUGAACGAGGACUUGAUGCGGCUCAAGUUAUCUGACAAAGACACCCACGUCCACGAAAACGACCAGCGGCACCACGAAGUUGCAGCGCAAAUCUCCGCCGCGGACCUUCGAGUAGCAUCUUUAGGUCGAGCUCAGGACGUGGUAGCCGACCAACUCCGGCAAGCACAGGCCAAGUGGAAUGCCCAGCACAACGACCACGACCAUCGCAUAGCGCAAACGUUUGAGUUGGCCCACACGUUGAGCGCCGGCCAAACCCUGCUCGAGGAAAAGCAUGUGCUGGAGACGCAGAUCGUCACAUCGCAGUUCCACAAAGUGUUUCAGCGACUCCAAGACACACUGGACAAGCAAACCAUGGGCGACCAAGCGCUCGAGCGUUGCGUAGCCAAUGUGCACUCUGAAGUCACAACGUUGCAGGCGUUACACGACCUCCAUGCAACGGAAAUGAAAGAGCACGUGCGUGCGCUGCGAGGCCAGUGCAUUCAAAACACCACGGCGCUGCGUCUGUUGGCAGACGAAGUGCUCAAGCUGAAACAACGGGCUAAGACGCAGGAUUUUGGACGCCAGCAGCAGCACGACCACCUCCCGCCCCGUCAUCAUCCUGAGCGAGACAGCGACAAGGCCUUGAUGGCCGAGCUCGACCACGCCCUACGCCACACGUCAUAUACUACAUGAUGAUCUCAACCCCAUAUCGUGGUUUCAUCUUUCGAUUAACUUAGUGCUAUACAAACCUGCUACUACUAAGACUACAUACUACACUAUCAAGAGACCCAGGCAGGAUUAUGAGAGGACCACCGCCGACACGCCGCCAGUAGUUCGAACCAGAGUGCCCACUUGACUUUUAAACCAGCACGUGCCCCCCCCUCGCGUAUUUCGCCGUUGGUCCAAGUUUUCAGUCCAUGUGAAUGCAUUGCAGUUGCGUUGUUUCUUGCACAGUUCACAGCAUAGCUUGGGAGAUGCGGCCGAUACAGAUCCGCUAUCGUAGCCAACGAGUUCAACGUGUGGCUGCGGCAGCGAGCACUGGCUUUGGCUCGAGGUGGCGUGAAAGAAGCAGCGCGGAAGGUUGUGUUUCCACUUUGUUUUCAGAUCUGCGACGAUGUUGUGGAUGCCAUGCGCGACGUUCUCGCAGCCUCCACAAUGGUGCAGUGCAAUGACUUUGUGGUCGCUUCGUCCAAACACGGGCGACCCCGACGACCCGCCCCGGGUGUCGGCCAUGUACCCAAUUUGAUCUUGCCCACAUUCAUUUUGCACGUUGAUGCUGGUCACCACCGUCUCAGUGCCGUUUUCCAAUCGGUCCGUGAACGCUUUGGGAAACCCGUCGGGGUGGUGCACGACGUAGAUGGGCUCGUGCAGCUUUGGGGGGGACUUGCGCAAGCUCACGUACCCAAACAACGAGAUUAGGUCCUGGUUAGCUCGACUCAACUGCAGCAGCGAGUAGUCGAGGGUUUUGUCGGUGGCAACGAGCGUCGCGCCUGUGACGACGACACUGCCCGGGCAGCCCAACGCCACUGCGUUGCACGGAUCGCGGCACGUGGCACUCUCAGCGCCAAACUCGAGCUUGAGCGUCGCCGCUGUCGUGUGGGAGUUGACGUUGUGGUUGUUAGUGAGGAAGUACCCAUCGCAGCCCAAGAGGAACCCUGUGCCGUACUUGAUGCCGUCCAUGGUGAGCCGAGCGAUGGACUUGGAGUUCUUGUACGCGGCGGGGAACUUGGUGGCGUUGCACACGUUGGGCCACCACUGCGGCUGGAUGCCGCAGACGUCCUCCCGACCCGUGGACGUCGGAAAGCCUUCCAAGAUGCCGGACACGACAAUGCCUGCGUAGGUCCGUGGCCGUGCAUUUUUGGCGCGUGGGUGGGAUGGGGUGUACUGGAUGACCACCGACUUGCCAUGGACGUGGUCCGAGAACCGAGUCGACGGGCCGUGUCCUGUGUACGUGAAGCUGUUGCUGUCGGAAGAAAUCUCAAGUGUGUCGCCAGGUGGUAGGUCGAACGUGGAGAAUUGCACGCCCAUGAAUUGCGUCUGAGAGUUCUUCGACUCGAUGCGGUGAUGCACGCGCGUUUUUCCUAUUGGAAUCGAGAGCGUGAGGUUCAUAAGCUCCCCGAUGGUGCCGACGAACGGUCUCUUCACUUGAAGUUUCGUGUCUUCCAGCGAUGUCCCCGUUGCGACCAUCGCCAGCACGCAUACCGCCGCGCGACCGACCCACGUUUUUG